This is a messenger RNA of Trichoplusia ni (cabbage looper), 3015 nucleotides long. RefSeq names its product ATP-dependent RNA helicase vasa (gene Vlg). Gene Ontology annotation, molecular function: RNA helicase activity; RNA binding; ATP binding. Gene Ontology annotation, cellular component: nucleus; P granule. The coding region runs from base 145 to 1956 and encodes 603 amino acids. The record is from RefSeq and is a predicted model, not a curated record. Gene Ontology annotation, biological process: cell differentiation; gamete generation. NCBI's taxonomy places the organism in Eukaryota, Metazoa, Arthropoda, Insecta, Lepidoptera, Noctuidae. The transcript has 14 exons.
CAACGUACUGAAUCCGAUUCCAUUUUCCAUUAUCUUCUUCCGCCAUUGCUAGCGUUAUUGGCGGCUGCUGUCUUUGUUCUAUGUGACGCUGUUCACAUUUAUAAAUACUACGCAAAUACUUCAUAUAAAUUUCAAAGAAGAAACAUGGAUGAUGAUUGGGAUGAUGGUGUCGGUGAUGUGGUAGUACAAUCUCCUGCACUUAACAACUACGACUCAAAUGUUGAUCAAGGGCACAGUCUUUCGAGAGGAAGAGGAUUCCAGUCAUUUGAUGAAAAUGAUUAUGAAGUGGAUAAGGGCAGCAACGGUUUUGGAGAGAGGCGCGGGCGCGGCGGUAGAGGCGGGCGGGGAGGAGGCCGUGGGUUCCGUAAUGGUGGAACAGGUAGCAGAGAACCAAGGGAUUAUGAAAAUGGCGAAGGCGAGGAUAGACGUGAUCGAGGCGAGCGCGGGCGAGGUCGUGGUCGCGGCGGUCGCGGUGGCGGGCGAGGCGGCGGCAGCGGCGGCGGAGGCGACGCGCCCGAGAUCGGCGAGGACGGCGAGCCCAAGAAGCCACCAGUCACAUACGUACCGCCGGAGCCCACCGAUGACGAGCAAACCAUCUUCAGCAGCACCAUUAGCUCCGGCAUCAACUUUGAUAAAUUUGACUGCAUUGCUGUUAAAGUGAGUGGCGAAAACCCACCCAGAGCCAUUGAAAGCUUUGAAACAGCAAACUUACGAAAGUUUGUGUUGGACAACAUUUUGAAGGCUGGGUACAAAAAACCGACACCUAUUCAAAAACAUGCCAUUCCAAUUAUUAUUGGUGGCCGAGAUCUUAUGGGCUGUGCACAAACUGGCUCAGGCAAAACGGCUGCAUUCUUACUGCCUAUUAUAAACACAUUGCUUCAAGAUCAGCGAGAGCUUAUAGUUGGACCAAAUGGUUGUGCCCAGCCACAGGUUGUAAUAGUAUCUCCAACUCGUGAACUGACUCUACAAAUAUUCAAUGAAGCAAGAAAGUUCUCUUAUGGUUCCGUUUUAAAAAUCGCUGUAGCUUACGGAGGAACUGCAGUGCGCCAUCAGGGGGAUAAUAUUUCUAGAGGAUGUCACAUCUUGGUCGCAACACCUGGCCGCCUCCACGACUUCGUGGACCGCAACCGCGUGUCGUUCGACGGCAUCCGUUUUGUAGUGCUUGACGAAGCAGACCGCAUGCUGGACAUGGGUUUCAUACCGAGCGUCGAGAAGAUGAUGGACCAUCCUACCAUGGUUCCUGUUAGUGACCGGCAAACCCUGAUGUUUUCGGCAACAUUCCCCGAGGACAUCCAACAUUUAGCCGGCAGAUUCCUUAACAAUUACCUGUUUGUAGCCGUCGGUAUUGUAGGGGGAGCUAGCACUGACGUCGAACAAAUUUUCCACCAAGUUAGCAAGUACGAAAAACAAACCACACUGAAGAAGCUGAUUGAAGAAAAUGAUCGCAAGCGUAUCUUGGUGUUUGUGGAGACAAAACGUAAUGCGGAUUUCAUAGCCGCCAUGCUGUCGGAGCAACAGAUGUUGACGUCAUCGAUUCACGGCGACCGUAUGCAGAGAGAGCGCGAAGAAGCACUCGACAAUUUCAAAAGUGGAAGACACUUCAUACUUGUUGCCACCGCUGUCGCCGCUAGAGGACUAGAUAUAAAGAAUGUGGACAUCGUCGUCAAUUACGAUCUUCCAAAGAGUAUAGACGAGUAUGUACACAGAAUUGGAAGAACCGGUCGUGUUGGAAACAGAGGAAAAGCAGUUUCGUUCUAUGAUUCUGAUCAAGACAUUGGAUUAGCAGCGGAUUUGGCAAAGAUCCUGAGGCAAGCUGAGCAACCAGUCCCAGACUUCCUACAGGGAGGCGGCACUGCCACAUACAGAGGCAACAAAUAUGGUGGCAGUGACAUAAGAGAUUUCAACAAUUCAGCGCCAGCUGCUGAUCAAGGCCAGGAGCCUGAAGAAGAAUGGUAGAUGUAAGGGACUUCUUGAUAUUAACCUCGCCAGAUUGCGAGUACUCCAGUGAUGAUUUGUUUGUUUUUUUUUAUUACAACUGGUGGUGCGCGUAUGUAAGACAGUGGUGCUUAUGCGACAGCUCACUAUGACUAGUGAAGAUAUCAAAGUGAAUGACUAAACCGAAUUUGUUCCUAAAUUUAGGAAUAGUAACUCUCCUUAAUUUACCAAGCCUCAUAAGACUGUAAACUUAAUUGACAAGUAUUUUAGAUAGUUCUAUUUAAUUUUAAGUUGCAUUGAUUAACCACAACAUAACAUUUUGCAUAAGUUCCAUUGCUGUUGAAACGCAUACAUCAUCUUGUUGUACUUAUGUUAUUAUUCUUCCAUUAAUUGUUUAGUUCUUAAGUUUUGCGUAUUUUUUUACUAGAUUUUAAUACUUGUUUUUUGUUUAUCUUGCGUUGCUUUAGUACCUAUACUAGGUAGCUACAAAAUUUUGAAAUACUUGAACAAAAUUAACCUCAGUCGCUAACCUGUGAUGUUAUAUGUAAAGUUGCUCACUUAAAAUUUUAAAAUAGUUACGAGUGCAUAGAUAUAUCAUAAUAUUUUAUUACUCAACUUCAAGUAAAUAUAAACUUGAGAUUCGCCUUACAGGAAAUUCCAACUGCAUAGAUGCAGGUUGGUAAAAAUUUUGAAUCUCUUAAAUGUUCAAAGGGCAUGCAAAAUUAUUAUUUUUAAAAUCAUUGUUUACUUACACUAAGUGUUUAGGAGGUCUACUUGUCAUAAAACCUUAGUUUUCUGUACAAAAGCCGAUCUAUUCUAAUUUAGAAGGAUAAAAUUGUAAUCUGUGAUGAUUAUUAUUAUAAGUAGAAUAGGUUCACUUGUCACCCAUGCCAUACGAAAUAUUUCAGUUCAAAUGUAAAACAUAUUCACAAAAUCUCGAAAUAGAGUUCUAUUUCAUUCAAGCCCGAAAGUACUACCUUGGUUGACAUUACACAUUGUAAGCAAUUCAUACCAAACCUUGUACAAGGGAGUACUCAUUAGACGUAAGACGUUAAUAAUAAUAAAAAUACCAAAUAAUAA